CUGGUCGUGAAUGCCUCGGGUGACAAUGGCUUCUAUGACUCGUUUACAUAAACAAACGACAGCGAAACUGCUUGCUAAAGGUUUUCCACAGUUAACAUGAUGACAUAGAAGUACACCUCCACAGACCAGAUCUUGCUGGUUGUGAGGAAGAGGUCAUCCAGUGCAGUUUCCUUUUUUUUUCAUCACGCACAUUCAUCAUGGGAGUAGGAGUUCCCUUACUCAAUGAAUACAAACAAGAAUUUGUAUGGAAGCGGUUACCACAGACUGUGUUUGGUGGGCCCAAGUUAAAACUGGGCUACACAGCACCAGUGUAUGUGUAUCUCAGCCAGGUGCUGUUAUGGCUGGUACCAUGGCUGUUUGGUGGGAUCUUCACUGUGGUGCUGGAACUGGCCUACACAAGCAGUGAGAUCAAUGACUACCUUCUCCUGUACUGUUGUUUGUAUGGGGCCUGCAUCCUCAUCUUUGUGGUUGUCAUACAGACCAUCAGUACUGUUGUGCAGAUUAAAGAGAAGGAGAAUGCAAAAGCUAUCACCAAGAAAAGUAUUUUGGCUGAAGAGGAUGAGGUCGAUUUCCAAAGCUGCUGUGGUGCCGAGACCAUCGAGUUUAUUGUGCCACCCAAGUACUUCAAGCUGAACAUUCUGUUUCAUGCUUUGGUGUCUGGCAUAAUGUGUGGACUUACUCUUUGGUAUUUGCUGCCAUGGUCGCUUAAUCAGUUGUAUGGGAACAAUUAUGGUGUAACUGUGGUGUUGUUUAUCUUUGGCUGGCUAACACUGAGCAUAGCUCAGUAUUCUUUGACAGCUGCUGCUCCACCAGAACCUGCAAUCUUCCGAACUAUGGAUGUUUACGAGCUUCAGCCUCUCAGUCGGCCAUUUUAUGUCUUGCUUUGCAUGGCUUUUCAUAUCCUCAAUAGGUACUUCUCAGAAUUUAAAAGUGCAAACCAAGCAUUACACAUCGUUUUUGCUUGCUUACCCUUGCUAUGGGUACUGGGACUUCUUCCACCUGUUGAUGCAUUUUUCUUAUGGCUAGAGGAGCAAGUUCUUGUCUUCAUGCUUGGGGGAUCUCCCAUGGCCUCAAAUCUGAGGUUGAGCAUCAUGCUGGGGAUAGCUCUGUGUGUGUUUAUUGGAGCAUACUACAUUCCUGUCUGUCUUGGUACUGUAGUGCUGUGUGCCACUAUGGGGUAUAUUUUGAGCAUCGAUCUUGGAGGGUUGUGUACGCGCAUCAUGCAGACCUGCAGCACCAACAACAAGGUGUCGACCAGUCAGCUUCUGCAGGAUUCCAAGACUCUACGGCACAACACUGGCUUCCUCUGGUCUUGGUGCUCAUGGACAGUCAUGUACCAUGCAGCAAUGCUGCUUGUGGUUGCAGGGGAGGCAGCAGUGCUGAAUUAUUUCUCAGGUUCUCUGAACAAGAAUGUGUGUGGAUGGAUUAUUGUUGGGCUUUGUGUGGCAGAAAAAGUGGCCAGAGAUCUUCAAGGAGUGUACAUAUUCUUUGGCUUGCUUCGUAACUAUAUUUUUCCUCACACUGCGCAAAGAGCAAGUAUCUACAAACCUGCAAAGCAGCGCUUGACCUCCUUGGGCCUAUUCAGGCGACUUUGUUUGAACUGGGUUGCACCUUUAACAAUGGUUGCUUACCUGUCCAUCGAAAUCACCCAGAAAAAUGUUUUGACCGACUCAGCCACGGGACUGGAAACUGCUCAUGCCAUCUGGUUCAUUUUUGGCACAGUUCGGGCUUUUAGAUGGGCAUGGCAAGGUACUGUUCAUGCCCUUCUGGAGAUGUCAGUGGUACACAUAUUACUCUUCACCACAUCAUCAGAUUCCUCAGUUCACAAACUGGGCACCCCUCUCCUGCUGCUCAUUGCAGGCCUUGUGCGUGACCGCCUGUACCAGUUUUGCAACAAACUAUAUUUUGUUUUGGCCAUGCUCAUCACAUCAUGGCAAGACAGAAAGCAGCGUCGAAGAUCCACAAUAUUUAUCCUCUUUAUCUCAGCCAUUUUCUUCCCCAUUAUUUUAAGUGUCAUGGCUGCUGCAGCAGUGUUGUCAGCUCCCUUGCUGCCGCUCUUCACACUUCCAGUCUUCUUCAUCGCCUUUCCUCGGCUGCAAAGGUUUUGGCCAGAGGCAGUUGGGGCAUCUGCCAACAUUUGUUCAGAUACAGUGUACUACCGGCAGUUUGCACCUGCAUUUGCACAAGCUUUGAGGCGUGGAUUUGCAAAUGGCAGUCUUGGUGAACCACAGGCUGGAAACCACUACCUGAUUCGAUUUCAGGAUCGCCUAGUGUGGACCAUGAUUCUAGAACGUGGUGCUGCCUAUUGCAGUGUCAGCAUCAAGGGACUGGAACUGCAAGAAACAUCCUGCCAUACCACAGAGGCAGCACGCCUUGAUGACAUCUUUGAGAUGUCGUUUGAAAAGGAGGCUGGGUUUUCUGUUUGCACUUUCAACCAGUAUCCACUUCAUUCUCUCACACCAGUCGAUGCGUGUGGAGUGCAGACAUACUCAGAUGCCAGAAAUGUGUUGACUGGAGUGAUUGAUACCCCGAACAGUGCUGAUGUAGCACUCAAGUUUUUUGCAAGGAGCCUGGUGUGGCUGCUCCUGCACCAUGUCAACAGAGUGAAGAAGAAAGAGGAGGACGAGAAGAAGAAACAGCAGGAGAGUGUAAGAACACGGGAGAUCCCAACCAAAAAGCCUUCACUAGCAGCAGGCAAAGUAAAGACACGAGGGGUUAAAAAUGGUGGAAGCAGUGUAGUUGAAAUCAACCACAACCUCACCACAUCAAACUUUAAUACUAGAGACACUAAUAGUAGCAGUGUCAAUAACUUUAAUAUUAAUACUAAGGACACUAAUACUAGCAGUGUCAGCAACUUUAAUACUUGGGAUGCUAAUGCAAGCAGUAUCAACAACAAUCGCUUGGUAACCACCAACCUCCCUUUACCUACUCUCCCUCCACUUGUGCCUAAAAGUGCUUUGACAGCACUGACACCUGUCAGCAGCGAUGGCCGAGCCAAAAAUGUCUUUACCCCACCACCAUUUGAGGAUUCACGGCCUUCCUCUGCUCAGUCCAUAGAAAAAGUCAGGAAGAGCUCAUGGAGUUCCUCCAUAAACAGCUUUUCAGAUAGUCUGUGGUCAGAUGAUGAUCUGGACAAGCCCAAAGUGAAGAAAAAGUCCUUGAAGCAGGCAAAGGUGGGGCACUCUAAAACAGCUCUCUCUCAGCCUGCUAGUGUUACCGCUAGUUCCAUUGUGCCAAAGUUUUAUCCUCGUGUGCAGGAGAAGAGUGACUUAGACGACAUGAUGGAGGAACUGGACUUUGGUUUGCCUUCAGUUAAUGUUGGGUACCCCAAGCCUAGCCUGGUCGCACGCACUGUCCUUGCCUCCAACCCCCUAUUAUCUUCAAGUCGAAUAAAUGGGAACCACAUCUAUAAGCCUGUGACCAAUCUAGCAGGCUCUCCAGAUUUCAAGUGCCAGUACUCCUCACAGAUCAGCCUUCCAACCAAAUGGCGAGAGCUGCCCAUCGAGCAUUCACAGAUUGUGCGCCACAUGAGUGCAUUUCCCAUUGACUGGUAUAAGCACGUGUUGGCCCAGCUGGAUUGGUCAGCCACAGGGCUACCUCGGGAAAAAGUGGCUGCGGAUGUUGGAGCAGAUGAAGCUCUGACCAACUGCUACUCACAGCUCAUCAUGGCUUGCUGUUCAGCCUUUGAUACACCUGAUAAGAGGGCAGGGCCAAGUUACCUGUACAAGUCCUACAUUGGUGAUGUACCAUGGAAUGCCAUGAUGGACUGGUUGGCAGAGGAUAAAGAGCUUCAUGAGCUUGUCAUGAAGGCCUUCAGAUAUGGAUUCAAGCUAAUGCUGGACUCCAUGUUACUUGGUGACAUAGAAAGUCAUGAGGAACUGGAGGAAAGUCUGCGUGAUUAUGACAAAAACUGGUUCAUCGGCCGCGAGACAGAUCCAGAGUGGAAGGCAGCAGUUCUGGACAAUAAACCUAAUUUGUUUUCUCUUGGGCACAAUUCUCUGCAGGGUACCUACAACAGUCAUGUGCUUACCCUGCAAGAAGUAAUAGUCCAUGUAGGACGUCUCAAUGCGGAAGUGGUGCGUGGGCAGUGGGCCAACCUCAGCCUGGAACUGCUGUACAUGACCAAUGAUGAUGAAGAGCGCUAUAGCAUCCAAGCCCACCCUGCCAUCCUCCGUAACCUCACAGUGCAAGCUGCAGACCCCCCACUUGGCUACUCAAUCUUUUCUUCUGAGCCUCUGUCUGUCCCAACAUUGUAACAAAGAAACCCUUCAGUGCAUCAUUCUGACCUAACUCAUCAAAGAAGUGUGAAUUUCAGCAGAGUUAAAGGGUACAGACAUAUUAAGCUACGAGGGUAGGCUGAGGUAUUGUUCAUUUUUGUGUCUAUGAUAAUGCAAAAAUGUUGAACAUAUUUAAUCUCCAAGCAGCUGUGCAGUGAGUACACAGACUCAAGACCGAAUUCUCCACCAUAAGCAUGGUGAGCCUGCAUAGCAAUGUGGCCUUCUUCAGGGUUCAUGCAGCAGUGAAAAUAACUUUUUUUUUUGGCUGCUGUUGUGAAGGCUGGCUAUGCAGGUCAUCUGGAACGUGCACUGCAGGGUACAAGUGUUUAGUAAAGAUGACAUCUGGGCAUUGCCUGUCACAUGUUGUCACAGGUUGAAAAGGCUGUGAAGUGUUUUUUGUAAGGUUAUUUUUAUCCACAAACUCAUUUUCAUAUGUACAUAUUGCUGCAUUUUAUUUUUAUAAGUGUGUGUAAAUAGUGUGGUUUGACAAAAGUCACAGCUUACCCAAAGAAAAGAUAGAGUUCAAGAUUGUGUCAGAUUGUAAAUGUUUUUUACAUGGAAGUAGCAGAGUUGCUUGUUUCAUUCAUACUCUGUUCAUGCCAUACUUCAGCGUUGAAGAACUCCUUGAUCUUGAAAUUAAAGGUAACCAUAUUACCUGCAGUCAAAAGUGAUCAACUUGUUAAAAAUAUUUGAGGUAUUUUGCUGCAAGAGAGUGACAAGAAAGUGAGGAUUUAUUAAACCGAGGCUUUAUGGGAAGAGUAUGAUCACAUCCUUAAGAUAUUUGGUAAUCUCCAUUAAUGUUUCCACUCGUUAAAUGUUUUACCCUCCUAUAUACUGUUGAGCUUUGUGCUUAUUUGCUUUCAGCAAGCAGACAAAAAUAAAUGUUUGGCUUUGACAUGAGUGAUAACAACAUGAAAGACUACCACACUGUAAACAAGCUAUGCCUUUUGCGUUGUACAGUAGUGGUUCAUAUGGCACUUCCAUGCAGCUUGUCUGGUAAUCUGUUAAAUAUUUCAACCUUUGAACAGGAUAUUUUGUAGAAUUGUUGAGCUUGUCAUCAAACAUUCCUUCUGUGAUGGUUGUAUAUACUGCAUGUAAAAUGGUCUGGUUGUUGUACAUAUAUAUUAAUAUGCUCACAGACUUUCCAACUGCAAGUAUUGCUGUUAUGUUAAUGGUGGUUUUGAAGUCAGUAAAAGUAUUGCUGUUAUGUUAAUGGUGGUUUUGAAGUCAGUAAAUGUUACUGGAGCAUUUGAUUUACUGCAGAAAGAGGCUUCUGCAAGUUAAUGAUGGUUGUUAUUUGCAAUGACAACUGCCAAAAGGCUGUUAAAGGUUUUUCAGCAAAGAAGAAAGUUUAUUGGUUGAUGUGCGUACUCAAAUUAAUGGUCAUAUCAAUUGUUUCAGAAAUGAGAAGCAUCCAUAUGCAUGCUCAUAUCUUUGUCCAUAUCACUUUUUCCUGGAAUAGACAGAUUCUGUUCUUAUUUAAGUCGUUUUCGUUUCAGUAGUUCUAAUUACUAUCAUGGCAGCCUGCAGUUUCUCCAUUAAGGUAAUCAUUGUUGGGGUUUUCAAAACUUUUUAUUUAUGAUGUCUCACUUGACAUCUUACCACCAUUGUGAUAAACCUGGUACACGUUGAAGUCACCAAGUAUGAAUUUUUUUUCAGGUCAGUUUUGUUUAUGUUUAUUAUCACAUUUGUUACUUAACACAACCAAGCAAUCAUGCUUCUCAAACAUGCUAAAGUGUUCUUUUGUUCACAUAAAGAACAUGAAGAAUUGUGAAUGCUACUGAAGGUUACAUGAGGACUGUGACAAGAUAAAGCCACCAAGCACUGUGCCUGCAUUUACAGUGGCAAAGCCGUCGUGUUUGUGUAAGUACAAGGUUAGCGAAGGGCACUGAUGCUUGAGAAAAUUGUGAUUUCCCAACACUGACUCCAUGUAGGGUCAGACAUUGUGUCAUGGUUUUUAAUUCUUCCCUUACAGUUUGCACCUGUGAAUGCGAACAUCUUUAUCGCUAUAGCUCACUUGCUUUGAUACACCCUUAUUGAAUAAGUUAAAAGUACCUUCACUAACCACUUUUGAAUUUUUCACCUUGUGGAAAUGGAUCAAGAAGCAUGGUCUUACAGGCAUCACAUGAAUUUUUUUUUUUAUGCCAAGAGGCUAAUUUUGAAGUAGGCUGUCUAAAACAUUAACAACACAACUUUAUUAAUCCACAAGACAAAGACUGAAGAGACCCAAGGAAACUUACCCAAGAUGUGGUAGGCUGAGUACUAAUUAUAAUGUGUGGCUACACACGUCAUAUUCUAGCAGGAUAGACUUAAGGAUCAAAUGUAGAGAACUAGAUAUUGAUCUUAGUUUUGGACAAAGUAAAAGAGGUGUCUGGUCAUCUGCUGUGUCAUCCUCAUCACCAUACCAGACUGCAGCAACAAUCUAAGCAUUUGGUUGCUCCAUUGAUGCUAAUCAUAAGCAUUCUAUAACUGUUUUCAGACACAGAGUAUGCAUUGGUGCCGACUGGAGAUAUAUAGGAAGUGUUGAAAGUCCAUAAAUAUGCCAUCAUAGAACCCUUUGUUACACUUUGAAAAAUAUUUGGAUUUGACCAUAGCGAACAACCAUAAGUGGAAUCUUCAAGGAUGUGGAUAGGAGGAAGUAUUCACCAAUAUUUUGACUUUUUGACUCCUGUCUUAUCCCUACAGUCUUGUGCCAGGAUGGCAAGUAUACUUUUAUUUCAAAAGUUUCCUUCUCCUGGACUGCAUGGCUCAUGUACAGGUCUUGAUUCCAUGCUGCCGUCAUGGAUUUGUAUCAUUUAUCAUGAGAGAUAUAUCCAAGACUCAGUGUGAGUUUGGAGUGUAUGUUAGCUGUGUGUAUGUCUCUACGAGAUAUUGAAGAUUUAACAUUUGUCGGCACAUGAUAUUAUCAACUACCUUUGUACUCUUGUUGUGUAGUGUGCACACCUUGGCAUUUGGUACUGGCUUGGGCCACUUUUAAUGGCAAGAAACAAAAUGUCCUUGAAAAUUGGUGUUGAAGCAACUUUUUGAGAAAUGCCUUUUAUUACAUUAUUCAGAUAUUUUUUAUGUAGCUUUUUCAUUAUUUUUUCUUUGUGUUUUUCAUAGGGAGGACUAUACUUGCUAGCUUGUUUUUUUUUUCAUGAAAAUGUUAUUUUCUGAUUUAGCUGUCUUUUUGGAGAAUAGUGUGGUUUACUCUGAAAAGACAAUUAAAGUCCUGAUUUAAAAUAGUGUAUUUAUUUUCUAGUUUCUGUUUUUUCCUUUCUAGAACAUGAUGGAUAUAGUGUUACAGAGUAAGACACUUUAUGCCAUGCACACAAAUGUACAAACUGGAAAAAAUGAUCAGUCUUUUUUGAAGUUGUACAGCGGUGGUCUGGUUUUUAUUUAUUUAUUUUUUUUUUGGAUGCUGGAUGUACUUAUUGUACGGAGUGUACUUGUUCACUUUGGGUGUGCAUUCUCACCCGCUGCCUUUUGAAAUGAUCAUCCAUUUAUGGAGUUUAGAUUUCACAUUCAUUUCACGCUCAUCGUUUUUUCUUAGUUUUUGCAGUCUUUCACUGCCCACAGAUUAUUUUCUCUCCAGACAAAACUGAUUUAGGAGGACUGGAAUUAAUGUUGAGCUUGUAAAGUCGAUUACUUCUGUGCUGCGCAUCACAAUGUAUGUCCCCAAUUGCUAAAUGCCCCUAAUGAAUGCACACCAUGCAUUACAUGAAUACCAGCCUCGGACUAAUUGAUUUGGAGGUAUUGGCUUACGCAAUGUCAAGAGAGUAAUGACAGUUGGAGCCGUCUCCUGAGUUUGAAUGCCAGGGGGAACAGUGUCAAAGGCUAUAAUGUUAUAAUUUUAAUUCCUUUUUACUUUUUACUUAUCGAAAAAGAAAUUCUGAGAGAUUUUUGCCAUGAUCAACAUGACAUCUUUUAUUUGCACAGAUAUUUCUUGUAAUGCUCAGUUUUGGUUAUAGAUGUAUGACAACAGUGAUGUUAUAUGUGACAUGAUUUUAUUCAUGUUUGUUGUGGUUUUAAGUGUUCUCCAAUCUACUUGCUACCUACACAUUAUUUCUGUUCCAGCUAUUUCUUUCUGUAUAAUUUAACUGAUCACCUCAUUAUUUAUGCCAUUUGUGCAAUCUGAACUGAAAUGGUGGGUCUUAAUAUAUCUUAAUUAAUAUCCAUUUAUAUACUGUCUUUUCCCAACAACAGCUGGACUCAAAGCACUUUACAUACAUACAGGUGCAAACACCUUUCUAAGGCAGGCAUCAAAUGCAACUUCAUGAACACCCAUACACAUAACACAUAAACAUGUAUAACACAUUGCACAGCACAUAAAAACACAUACACGCAUGAUCUUCUGUGAAGACCUUUCACAUUUUGCAGGCUUUGCAAGCAAUUUUUUUUCUGUUUUGUUAUUCAUGGUUUGCAUUCAUGGACUGUGGCAAAGUUGAGUUUUAUUUAUUCAUUUUAACAUUGUCUCUACAUCUUUGUUCUUGUAAUGUGCAGAAAGCUUGCACAAUGACAGGCCUUUUUUUUUUAUCUUCAUUGCUUGUCAGGCAUCUGUUUAAUGAUCCCCAGUUCAGACCUAUCAUCUUUGCAAGAGUGGAGUUGCAGCAUUGCCUUCAUGACUAGACAAUGUCUAUUUGGGCAGAAGUUCAUAUGGAAGUACUAGCUUCCAGCAGCUAUAAAAUUAGUGGGUUUUAAUAUAUAUUUGAACAAAUUUUUAGGGGGCAGUUCUAAACAAACACGUGAAAGAAAUUGGUAUCCUUAAAAUGAUGUUUAGGUCUGGUUUUUUUUGUGGCCUUGGAGUGUGAAAGAAUAUCUUUUAAUAUUGUAUAAUUUUCAAUAACUUAAAAUCGUUGCCUGCAACUCUUGUUGCAGCUACUGAUAACUAAAAUCAUUUAAAAAAAAUUAAUGUAAAAUUUUGCAUCUUCAGAUUUUGAGUGGGUUUGGAGAUGAAUGAAGAAAAUUUUGAGCAUCUCUCGAACAAAGCAUGUUAAAAGGAAAAAGUGGCACCCUUUUCAGCACUUGGAGAUUGGAGAUCUGAGAUUUGAGGCCUAAUUAGAAAUUUGUUUCACAUUUUUUUGUGGGGGUGGAGAGAAGGGGGAUGUUUACUGUGCACAAGAUCACACUAAAUAGGACAACGGGUAUAAUGAUCUCUGUUCUGCUGCAGGCAGAUUCAAGUUACUAUGGCUGGCAUUCCAGUGUAAGAAAUUGUAGGAACAUUGAAGAUUCUCUACAGGAAAGUGGCCAUUUGUUUCCUGUUUAAACAUCAGUAUUGUAGAUAAUUAUUAGGGGUUACACUGUUGUGAAAUGUUUAUUCAUUUCUGCACCAACUCGUUUCACACGGUACUGUGGAUUGAGAUUAACAUCAUUUAUUUCUCAAUCACACAGCUAUCUCAAAUGUGAUCAGGAUUGAACAUUUGAAUACUCUUGACUGUUGUUCCUUCCUUAAACUUUAUUUUAUUUCUGCAUUCUCUAGCCAAAUAAUAAACUUAUAUUGGUAUUAUUAACCUACAAAAAAAGUUAGAAGAAAAUAUGGCAUAAAAAUAAACAUUUUGUGUAUAGGGUUUUAAAAGUAUAUAUUAAAAAUAUUUGGUCUCAUUUUUUUUUAAAUUGCAAAAUUAAAUUUGUGCUAAGUAUUAUAAAGCUACAAAUUUGUAUCUUGUUUUGGAAGGAAUUAGGUUGAUGGGACGUAUUUAACAUUUUUAAAAAUCAUUUUUCCUUUUUAAUAUUUACUUGUACAAGGAUUGAAAAAUGCAGACAUUGAAAAUAAAGGUACAGAAUAAUUUCUAGAAAAUGGAAA
Molecule: messenger RNA, 10059 nt
Organism: Pomacea canaliculata
Lineage: Eukaryota; Metazoa; Mollusca; Gastropoda; Architaenioglossa; Ampullariidae
Product: pecanex-like protein 4
Cellular component (GO): membrane
Source: RefSeq, a predicted model, not a curated record